UUGAUUUCCGUGAGCUGUGAUCAUCAAGAAUCAAACCUUUUCACUUUGUGGCCUGAAUCUAGAAGAUCUGAAAGUUUGACUUGCGGUAAAAACUGAUUACUGUUGACUGUGAGUCUCUGUCGUUACAGGCGGGAGACAAAUCUCUGUCCAACGUGAUCGCUCAUGAGAUCUCCCACAGCUGGACGGGUAAUCUGGUGACCAAUAAGACCUGGGAGCACUUCUGGCUGAACGAAGGUCACACGGUGUACCUGGAGAGGAUGAUUGGCAGGUGUAUGGACAGUGAACAGUUCCGACAGUUUAAAGCCAUGGGGGGCUGGAAGGAGCUGCAGGACUCGGUGAAUACCUUUGGAGCCAACAACCCUCUGACCAACCUGGUCCCCAGCCUGCAGGACGUCGACCCCGACGACGCCUUCUCCUCUGUGCCCUACGAGAAAGGCUUUGCUUUGCUGUACCAUCUGGAGGAGCUGAUGGGAGGCCCAGAGGUGUUCAUGGGUUUUGUGAAGUCGUACAUCCAGCUGUUUGCCUACAGCAGCGUCACGACAGACGAGUGGAAGAACUACCUGUUCACCUACUUUAAAGACAAGGUGGACAUCCUGAACAAGGUGGACUGGAACGCCUGGAUGUUCACUCCUGGGAUGCCUCCCGUCAAACCUCAGUACGACACCACGCUGGCCGACGCCUGCAUCGCUCUGAGCCAGAGGUGGAUCAAGGCCAAAGACCAGGACCUGAGCAGCUUUAAAGAGUCCGAUGUGAAGACGCUGUCGUCCCACCAGCUCAUCGAGUUCCUGUCCCUCCUGCUUCAGGAGGAUCCUCUCCCUCUGACUCACGUGAAGAAGAUGCAGGAGGUUUAUGACCUCAACGCCUUUAUGAACUCAGAGAUCCGCUUCAGGUGGCUCAGGUUGUGUGUUCGGUCCAGGUGGGAGGAAGCGGUUCCCCUGGCGCUGAAGAUGGCGACCGAGCAGGGCAGGAUGAAGUUCACCAGACCGCUCUUCAG
Micropterus dolomieu (smallmouth bass) is the source of this 994-nucleotide messenger RNA. RefSeq names its product leukotriene A-4 hydrolase-like. Gene Ontology annotation, cellular component: cytosol; nucleus. Gene Ontology annotation, biological process: leukotriene biosynthetic process; peptide catabolic process. Gene Ontology annotation, molecular function: metallopeptidase activity; aminopeptidase activity; zinc ion binding. Lineage: Eukaryota; Metazoa; Chordata; Actinopteri; Centrarchiformes; Centrarchidae. The record is from RefSeq and is a predicted model, not a curated record.